Molecule: messenger RNA, 2181 nt
Organism: Carlito syrichta (Philippine tarsier)
Lineage: Eukaryota; Metazoa; Chordata; Mammalia; Primates; Tarsiidae
Gene: ZNF672
Product: zinc finger protein 672
Exons: 1
Coding region: 1-1341 (446 amino acids)
Biological process (GO): regulation of transcription by RNA polymerase II
Cellular component (GO): nucleus
Molecular function (GO): RNA polymerase II cis-regulatory region sequence-specific DNA binding; DNA-binding transcription activator activity, RNA polymerase II-specific
Source: RefSeq, a predicted model, not a curated record
AUGUUUGCCGCGCCUGGGGCGGCGGGGCGGCCCUAUGCGUGCAGCGAGUGCGGCAAGAGUUUCCGCUACAGUUCAGUGUUACUGCGGCACGAGCGCGCGCACAGCGGAGACGGCCAUUUCCGCUGCUUGGAGUGCGGCGAGUGCUGUGCGCGGGCCACUGACCUGCGGGCGCACCGGCGCGCCCACGCCGGCCAGACUCUCUACAUCUGCAGUGAGUGCGGCCAGAGCUUCCGCCACAGCGGCCGCCUCGAUCUGCACCUGGGCACACACCGGCGGCGCAGCCGUGCCUGGCCCUGCCGCAUGUGCGGCCGCCGCUUCCCGCACCUCCCUGGGCUGCUGCUGCACCGGCGCCGCCGUCACCCGCCCGAGCGACCCUGUCGCUGCCCUCUGUGCGCGCGCGCCUUCCGCCAAAGUGCACUGCGCUUCCACCAGGCGCGAGUACAUCCCACGGGCCCCACCUCGGACCCCAGCAUCCCGCCCCACCGCUGUGCGCAGUGCCCCCGGGUCUUCCACAGCAGUGCUGGGCUACGGAGCCAUGCGCGCAUCCACGAAGCCGGCAGCCCUGAGCCCCACAGACCCCGAGCCCCGGACAUGCACUCGUGUGGCGUGUGCGGCAAGAGUUUCAGCAAGAGCUCCACGCUGACGCGCCACCUGCAGACUCACUCGGGGGAGAAGCCCUUUAAAUGCCCGCAAUGCGACAAGGGCUUCCUGGAAAGCGCCACGCUGGUGCGCCACCAGCGCACGCACACGGGCGAGAAGCCGUACACGUGCGGCGACUGCGGCCGCUGCUUCAGCGAGAGCUCUACACUACUGCGCCACCAGCGUAGCCACCAGGGCGCGCGGCCGCACACGUGUGCCACCUGUGGCAAGGGCUUCGGGCAGCGAUCCGACCUUGUGGUGCACCAGCGCAUCCACACCGGCGAGAAGCCCUUCCCGUGCCCUGAGUGCGGUCGUUGCUUCAGCGACCGCUCCGACCUCACCAAGCACCGGCGCACCCACACGGGCGAGAAGCCCUACCGCUGCGAGCUGUGCGGCAAGCGCUUCACUUGCGUGUCCAACCUCAAUGUGCACCGGCGCAAUCACACCGGCCACAAACUGCACAAAUGCCCUGAGUGCGGCAAGGCCUUCAGUGUAGCCUCCAAACUCACGCUGCACCGCAAGACGCACCUGGGCGAGCGACCGGCCGAGUGUGCUGAGUGUGGCAAGUGCUUCAGCCACAGCCGCUCGCUGUCGCAACACCAGCGGGCCCACGCGCGUGCCCGCAGUGCCACCACCCAGGUUGCCGCCCGCGUCCUUGUGGAGCCGGCGGGACAGGAGAAGUCAGAGCUCUUUGUGGCUUAGUUGAGGGAAACUUGCCAAGUCUCUUCUGGAGGGAGCUGGGCGAGCACCCACAUCGUGCCACGGGGACUGGGGCAACUCACACGUAGCCUGCUGCUUUUCCGGUUUCUGGUAGUAGCCCUCCACCUGACCUGCCCCUCGUCUACUCCUGCUUCCCAUCGCCUUUUUUCAUCAUCAGUCGUUGUAUCACUGACUCCUUUCCUGGGUGCAAGUGCAGGGAGUCAGGGGAGCCUCGGAGCCCCUUGUGCAAGAGAGCCCAGGUUUGUGUGUCCCCUCGCUGCUCUGGCUCUCUGGUACUUUCUGCCUGUGUUGUCUUUUAUUUUCCCAUCUCCUUAGUUCAGCCCACAACUCCCCUGCUUCUCCUUUGCCAGUACUUCUGUCCUUCCUCCUCAGGUAGUGAUCACAGGUAAGGCUACAGCCGUGUUGCCAGCCCUGUGGUCCUCCUGCCUCUCGGAUCCACCUGUUAACCUCUGCUUUCUACCUCUGCUUCUGAGUGAAAUAGUGUGGAGGUGGAAAGUUUUCUGGCAGAGGGGGCCCACCCACGUGAAGGUGGGCGGGGCUCUCAACACAGUCCCCUAUCUGUCCCCAGGGCAGAUCAAGGUAUCUCCUAGGACAGUGUUAUCCAGCCAGGUUGGGGACAUUUGUCCUGGGACCCAGGCCAACAACCAUGUAUGUUCACGAAGCUGGGCACUACCGUGGGCCAUCAGCAUGUUGUUUCCACGUCAAGCUUGGGGCCUCAGAGGCAAGUUCCACAGUGGAGGAGAGUAGGACAGGAAUCCUCUGGAGUCAGCCAACAACUUUUUGCUUAUUACUGAUGAAAUAAAGAGUUGUUUGAGUUCUGGA